AUGGAGACUGUAUUCGCGACAUACACUCUCAGGGAAGCUUUCCAAUUACUGGACCGUCACUGCCAAUUGCCAUCGAAAGCGAAGCAGUCGUGGAGAGCUUUAUUUUCGUAUUUGGCCACAUUAGACGUCGACUUACAAAAUCUCAUUCAACAAGACGUCCGCGCCCACCCCGGCUCCAAGAGAAAGGCACCAUCGACUGCAGCACAGCCGGCGCGUAGAGUGAAAAAACCGCGGUUGGAACCCAGUUCCGAUGAGGUUAGAAGAAACUUUACGCUACUUAGCGGCCAAGAUUUGAUCGAUAGCGAAUUCUUAUCGGUUCCGGGGCCAGAAGUCGUGCACGAUUGUAUAUCUAGGUUCAUCGACCGCACGAGCAAUCAAGCCCUAAGCAAGAAGAUAUGUGUCGUCUGUGCACGGAACCUACCCUCGCGCGAAAUAGAGCAACAUAUGUUGCGGUCACUUCCAAACAAGCACCUAUUGAAAUCAACACAUCCGCAUGCAGCGCAUCAGUUAAUCGACGGACUUUUGCUUCAUGAGACUGCUAGUCCUCAUCAGCUCAACAAUAUCUGCACUACCUGCCUGCGAAAUCUUCGCCGAUGUGACCGACCCAAGUUCUCGUUGGGUAAUAACAUGUGGAUCGGCGACGUUCCCUUUGAACUUAGCAUUCUCACAUUACCGGAGCAACUGCUUGUAUCACUCUACUUUCCAGUCGCCUACAUCAUCAAGAUAUACCCUAAAAACAUCCGCAACGCGGGCCUAUCGUCCCAGGGACCCGGUAGACUGAAUCUAGCGAACGAGAAGCUCAAGGGCAAUGUUUCCACGUUCAAGCUGCCUGCCUCCGACAUCGCAGAGAUGGUUUCAGGAAACUUGGUACCCCGUCCAUCGAUGCUACUCGCCGCCACCAUCGGUGUCACCUUCGUGGGUGUGGGCAAAAAAGCAUUACGAUGCAUGCCCGGGCUCUUCCGCGUUAGGAGACAGAGAGUUUUCGAUGCCUUAAUGUGGCUGAAGCGCAACAAUGCGUUAUACGCCGAAGUCCGCAUUUCCGAGGAUCGAUUGCGGUCCCUCCCGGAAGACGAUGUACCGCAGGAGAUAAUGGAGUCGGUCCGAUAUUCGACAGAUGUCGAUGCUGUUGGACGAGAACACACGGGUUACGCCACUAUGGACGACGAUGAAGCAAGUGAAAGAGCAGACGACGAACCGGGUGAGCCUACCGAACUUGACGGGGACGUCGAACAAGAAGAGAAUUUCCUGGGCAUAGACGACCCGACGGAUACUGAUGAUCUAAUAGAUAACUUCGACGCUGACCCAACGGUUAUUGACGAAGAAGAUGGGGAUAUCGACAACAUAGAUCAAGGUAAUUUUUUCACCCACUUGUGCAUGGAGUCGUUGACACCGGGCGGGGAGGGAAUUCCGGACGCGACCCUAUUCGCUCACGCGGUUGAGAACUUCAUUCCUGCUCCUUUCGCACAAGACUAUGGCGUACGGAAAGGUAGUGCCUUCGUCAACGAGUACGCUAGACGAGACGAAAAUCACGAACGAUUUGAUGGCGGACCCUCCAACCCCAAUCACUUGCUUGGGGCUUUUCCAAUGCUUUUUCCCUACGGCUGUGGUGGUUUCGAGGUUGACAGGAGCGUGAAGGUGACCUAUGAAGAACAUGUCCGAUGGGCGUUGCAACACGCGUCAGGCCGAUUCCGACAUCACACUCAAUUUAUCUUCCAAGUCUUUGGUGUGCUGUGGAAGCGUCAAGUGUGCCGCUCUGCUGCUUUACACAUCGAUCAUAAUCAAUUCAUCGCCAACUACGAGGACUUUAUGAGGCUGAAACCCAAGGACUUUCUAGACGCCAGUGAGGAGGAAAAUCUCAAUGUCACCCUCUCCAACCCAACCAUGCGCUUGCUACGUCAGCAUAUAACCACUGUUCGUGCCAAGGUUCAAGAUAUGGGGUAUGACACUCAAAUUCAACCCACCAAGUAUUUGGGCGACGAUCAAUCUAUCCGACACUAA
Molecule: messenger RNA, 1998 nt
Organism: Mycena indigotica
Lineage: Eukaryota; Fungi; Basidiomycota; Agaricomycetes; Agaricales; Mycenaceae
Product: ATP-dependent DNA helicase
Exons: 5
Coding region: 1-1998 (665 amino acids)
Source: RefSeq, a predicted model, not a curated record